UCAGAUGCUACACAUACACAAAUAUAUUGGCUGCUUCUAGUAGUUGGGAGUGACAAGUGCAAAUCAAACGGGCAAACUGCAAUUCAUAUUCAUCAACUAAAUAGAGUUAAAAAACAUUCAAAUCUGAAGUAAGAAUAAUUGGAGUAUUGUGAGAUAAUCGAAAAGGUAAAAAGAGAGAGGGUAUUAAUUAAUACUACAAUAGUGGCAUUUGAUGAUCACAUUCAUAGGCAUUGGUUGGUAAGUAACGUGAUUCAAAAAGAAAAUGAGCUUCCAAGAUGUCGGCAACAAGCCUACAUCUGCCGCCAAAAAUCAGUCGGAGUCGCAGGUCGUCGCCGCCGCCUUGUUCCAGACCAACACCGCCGUCGCCGCUUUCCGUCGACUCGUUGAUGCCAUCGGAACCUCCAAGGACACUCCCGAUCACCGUCUCAAAUUGCGAAGUACAAGGCAACGUAUACUGGACUUGGUAAGGGACGCCUCUGCUAAGCUCAAGUCCCUCACUGAAUCCGAUCGCACCCACGACCAUCCAAAUACGAAAGUUCAAGAUGCCAAGCUCGCUAAAGACUUACAAACUACUUUGCAAGAGUUUCAGAAAGUGCAGCAGCUCGCGUUUGAACGCGAGUCUAAAUUUUCUCCUGCACUUCCUCCUCCCUCCUCUAUAACUAUUUCUACCCCUGCUGACCAACAUACAGAAUCCAGCUUCGAAAGGGAAAAUGAUGACUCAUUUCUUAUGGAACAGGAGAGUUCCAGACAGGAAAUUCGGUUAUUGGACAACGACGUUGCAUUCAAUGAAGCUGUGAUUGAAGAAAGAGAACAAGGAAUUGACGAGAUUCAGGGUCAAAUUAGAGAAGUAAAUGAGAUGUUUAAGGACCUUGCAGUUUUAGUUAAUGAGCAGGGCGUGACUGUUGACGACAUUGAACAUAGUAUCGAUAAUUCUGCUGUCUCAACGACCCAAGCUAAGGUGCAGCUCUCUAAGGGAUCGAGAAGUGGAAAUUCCAAAACCUCUUGGGUGAGUGGAACUUAUCUUUAUUUGGUGGCGAUGAAUACAUUUGAAGCCCUCAUAUCUGGCAAGUGUGCACAUUUUUAUUAUGUUUCUCAUUUUUGCCUCUUUAAUAGUGUUGGUGGAUGCUGGGAAUUAUAGUGAUCUUCAUCCUGGUCAUACUACUCAUCCUAUUACUGUAGCACGGACCUUUUCGUUGCUCGACCAUAUGCUGUAUGUAUGUACAUUGCAUUGCAUUGCAUUGUGUAAAUUACUCGAUUUUUCUAGUCAUUAUUAGCUGUCUGUGUCAUGUAAAUUUGCUUCCUUUUUUCCAGUUACCUUUUAAGGUGGUGUUAUAUUAGACGAAUAACUAAAAGUUUGAGUGCUAGACAAAAGAUUGAAUUCCUCUGUAUAUUCAUAAUUUUGUCUUAGCAGAAGAGCUGAGAACUAUGUUGUUUGCUACAUGCAUCCCUUGUACAAAAUAGUUUCAAAUCAUUCCCUUUUUGUUUCCGUA
Messenger RNA from Salvia miltiorrhiza (redroot sage), 1490 nucleotides. RefSeq names its product syntaxin-22-like. Gene Ontology annotation, biological process: vesicle fusion; intracellular protein transport; vesicle-mediated transport. The transcript is spliced from 6 exons. Bases 263 to 1138 code for a protein of 291 amino acids. Gene Ontology annotation, molecular function: SNARE binding; SNAP receptor activity. Lineage: Eukaryota; Viridiplantae; Streptophyta; Magnoliopsida; Lamiales; Lamiaceae. Gene Ontology annotation, cellular component: SNARE complex; membrane; endomembrane system. The record is from RefSeq and is a predicted model, not a curated record.